UUCCUCGCGCUGUCUUCUUCCCCGCUUCUUCCGCAAACCCUCGCGUUCUCCAACCCCCCACCAUGUGAAGAAGACGAAGCGGAAGAAGGAUCCGAAGGCUGAUGCUUCUUCGAGGGAUCCCUCGUUCCGAUCGUUCUAACCUCCGAUUCCUCUUUCGAUCUCCGAUCGAUGCACGGCGUCGCCGCCUCGUGUUCCACUCCCCAGCCGCCGCCCCCUGCGGCCUCCCUCCUUGCGCCAGGGUUUCGGUUCCACCCCACCGAUGAGGAACUCGUCGGUUAUUACCUCAAGCGCAAGGUCAGCGGCCGACCCCUACGCAUUGACGUCAUCGCUGAGGUUGAUCUGUGCAAGUGCGAGCCGUGGGAGCUGCCCGGCCGCUCCCGCCUCCAGAGCCGCGACCUGGAGUGGUACUUCUUCUGUCCCGUCGACCGCAAGUACCCGAACCGGUCCCAUACCAACCGCGCCACCGCCCGGGGAUACUGGAAGACCACCGGCAAGGACCGCCCCGUCCACCGCCGCGGCCGCGUCGUCGGAAUGAAGAAGACUCUCGUGUUCCACGAUGGCCGCGCCCCCCAUGGCGCCAGGACCAACUGGGUCAUGCACGAAUACCGCCUUGAGGACGACGAGCUCACCCAUUCUGGGAUUCCACAGGAUGCGUAUGUUGUGUGCAGGAUCUUCCAGAAAAGCGGUGCGGGUCCUAGGAAUGGGGCUCAAUACGGUGCGCCAUUUAUCGAGGAGGAAUGGGAGGAGGAGGAUGAGAAGGCUGCUGAUGGAUUGUCUGUGACUCCGUUUGGCGGGGAUGCUGAGAUCAAUGAGGCCCUUAAUUCCGAGUUCAUGGAAAUCAAUGAUCUUCUUCAGAGCAAACAUAUGGGUCACCAAAAUGGGAGAGCUGCCCUCUGUCUGGAGGAUACUGAUGGACAGGGUAGUGAUAGCCACCCAGUAGAUCCUAUCCAUAUCCUUGAUGUUUUCCCAGAAGAGAUACGUAAUGAUCAAAAUUUGACAGACAAGGUGUUAGAUUGUAUCUAUGAACCUAAUUUACAGAGUAGUCAAACCCUCACGGGUGGUUCUGGAGAGCAAAUUAUCUUGAAUGAUAUUGCUUAUAGUUAUCCUGUACAACUUGAAGAAUUUGUGCAGCUUAACGACCUUGAGGAUGAUUCUGUGAACAUCAGUUACCCCGUUGGUGAAGGAUUUGUCAGUUGUCCUUUGUUGGAAUGCCAUGCAAGUUUUGUAAAUAGAGUACAUUAUGGACUUGAAGAUGAUGAGUUCUUUGACGCCAUAAUUCAAAGCGCUGAACCAGUGGUGGAUAACUUCAAUCUGCAAGCAACUGAUCCUCUGAAUACUCUAUCUGGUGAUUAUGCAUCAUAUCAAGAUGCCCAAGACAUGGUUUUCCAUGAUGCAUCUAGUGAAUUUCUGGCAAAUGGACAUGAUAAUUCCGUAUAUCAGAAUGAACUUCUAUAUUCGUCCAUUGCAGGUCCUCACAGUUCUAAUUUUGAUGCUGAGGUAAUGGCAUACUUUGAUGCAUUGGAUGAUGGCUUAGAGAAUGAUAUUUUCAGUUCCUUUGAAAUCUUGGAACAUAAAGAUUCAUCUGCUUCGAGCCAGUUUAUCUCAGAGGUUGAUGGUGGUGAUGGUACCACAAAUAUGGCAAUUCCGGAGCUGCUGUACACUAAUGUUGGGGGUAAUUUAUUGCCAGCUUUACCUCUAACUGAUAAUCAGUUCGUCAACGAGUACGAGAACAUUCCUGUUGCGCCAGAUAUCAAACAGAACAUCAAUGGCAAGAGAACAAUCACAAGUCAUCUGGUGAACAUGCUGGGCUCAAUAUCUGCACCCCCAGCAUUUGCUGCAGAAUAUCCUGCUAGUUUAGGAAGUACUCAUGUCACAGUCGGCAUGGUCGAUGUACAUGGCUUAUCAGCUACAAGCAGCACAGGACACUGCUCCUUGCAAAAGAAUGGAAACGGGGAUCUUCUCCUUUCAUACAGCAUCGCAGAAAAUCUAGGUAGGAAAAAAUCUUCAGGUUUUCAACCAUUUAGGAAAAUUCAGGACUGGACCUUAUCAUUCUUGCUUCGAGGUGGCUGCUAUCCUUUCUUCCUCUCGGCACUGGUUCUUACUAUUAGCUACAAAGUUGGUAUGUGUAUUUACGGCAAGUAAUUUAGGUUUAUGUACGCUGUAAUAUUACUGUUUGACUGCAGAAACAUAUUUUUGGAACUCAAAGGGGGGAACAGCCUCAUAUGUAGGGACAAAUGCACUGCAUGACAAACUCUGAUUUCUAGCUGUCGUAAGUGUCAGGAUCUAUUUGCAAUCCAUGCAAUUCCUGCAAAAAAUGAUCUGAAACUUUGUGUUUC
Molecule: messenger RNA, 2336 nt
Organism: Musa acuminata AAA Group (dessert banana)
Lineage: Eukaryota; Viridiplantae; Streptophyta; Magnoliopsida; Zingiberales; Musaceae
Product: NAC domain-containing protein 78-like
Exons: 5
Coding region: 169-2142 (657 amino acids)
Biological process (GO): regulation of DNA-templated transcription
Molecular function (GO): DNA binding
Source: RefSeq, a predicted model, not a curated record